Molecule: messenger RNA, 3098 nt
Organism: Hordeum vulgare subsp. vulgare (domesticated barley)
Lineage: Eukaryota; Viridiplantae; Streptophyta; Magnoliopsida; Poales; Poaceae
Product: G-type lectin S-receptor-like serine/threonine-protein kinase At1g34300
Exons: 1
Coding region: 461-2980 (839 amino acids)
Biological process (GO): protein phosphorylation; recognition of pollen
Molecular function (GO): protein serine/threonine kinase activity; ATP binding
Source: RefSeq, a predicted model, not a curated record
AUACUAGCUCUGUCCAUUUCUGAUCCAUUUUCGUCCUUUUAACAGACCAUUCUCGUCCCCAUUUUCGUGUUCAUAACCCCCCAACCCAUCUCCUGCCCCAGUAGAGAAAAUGAGUAUCCAAUGGGUCACAUCACACGCUGCUAUCUUGUCUAGCGCAAACUAAACUAGUGAGCAGCCAUGCCAGCCAGGUCGUGCAAGACCAAUCUCGUCAAGAGCCAUCGCUCGCGGGAAGGAAUCAAUUUUCCACGCCACUGUUCCGUUCCGUUCGCGCGCAGACAAAGACUUAGACUAGUCAACUCUCAGCACAACCAAUAUACUAGUCCAACUCCUACUACUAGUUAACUGUUGGUGAUUAGCGCUAGAACCUAGAAGUAGUAGUACUCGACUUCCACCAGAUUCAUCCAUCCAUUCCAGCCGCAGUCGGUCGGCAGGCAGGCACCGAUCGAAUCCCCAAUUCCCCAUGGCCAUGGCGCUCCUCCGUCUCCGUCUCCUCCCCUGCCUCCUCCUCCUGGCUCUCGCCGGCGCCCAGGCUCAGCAGAUGACCUCCUUCCCCGCCGGCAACGACACCAGGCCCUGGCUCCCGACGGAGGCCAGCCGCGUCCUCGUCUCGCCGAGCCGCGGCAUGGCCGCCGGCUUCGUGGCGACGGAGGGCUCGUCCCCGCGCAAGUACCGCUUCGCCGUCUGGGUCGCCAACGUCUCCUCCCGCGCAGGCCCCGCCGGCAAGACCAUCAUAUGGUACGCGCACGGCGACUCCGACGGCGUCGCCCUCGAGGCCGACGGCAGCUCCUCCCUCCUCGUCAACGCCGCCGGGGCGCUCACCUGGGCCGGGGCCAGCAGCACCAACGCCACCAUCUGGUCCCCGACCAACGCCGGCAACGCCACGGCUCCUAGGCUGACGCUCAACGACACGGGGAGCCUCGUGUUCGGCUCCUGGUCUAGCUUCGACCAUCCCACUGACACGCUCAUGCCGGGGCAGGCCAUACCCCAGGCAGCCAACACCAGCGCCGGCGGCGUUACCACGCUGCAGUCUGCCAGCGGACGCUACCGGCUCGUCAACUCCAAGGCGCUCAAGUACUACUCGGGCCCCUCGGGCUCCAUCUACGCCAACAUGACCGGCGGCGGCGCGCUGCUCAACCUCUCCACCGACGGCGAGCUGAUGCUCGGCGGCGGGGACACGAAUCCGCUCAUCGCCUCCGACAAGGGCGCUAAAGGCCGGCUGCGGCGCCUCACGCUCGACGACGACGGCAACCUGCGCCUCUACAGCCUGUUCCCGCCGAGACGCGAGUGGCGCGUCGUGUGGGAGCUCGUGCAGGAGCUCUGCACCAUCCAGGGCACCUGCCCCGGCAACAACACCAUCUGCGUCCCCAAGGGCGCCGACGGCGUCACCUGCGUCUGCCCGCCCGGCUUCCGCAACAGGACCGGCGGGGGCGGCUGCGAGGCCAAGAAGAGCGUGGGCACCGGCGGCAAGUUCGUCCGGUUGGACUUCGUGUCCUUCUCCGGCGGCGCGGCCGCCAAGUCCUCCGACCCCGGCCCGUUCAUGGCCAUCCAGCCGCCCAGUAACCUGAAGGUCUGCGAGAAUAUGUGCCGGGACGACCCCAGCUGCCCGGCGUUCGGCUACAAGUUCGGCGGCGACCGGACGUGCCGCCUGUACAAGACGCGGCUGGUGGACGGGUACUGGUCGCCGGGUACGGAGAUGUCGACCUUCGUGCGGGUGGCGGAGACGGACAACGACACGAACCCGUUCACGGGGAUGACGACGAUGAUCGACACGGUGUGCCCCGUGCAGCUGGCGCUGCCGGUGCCGCCGAAGCAGAAGGCGACGACCAUCCGCAACAUCGCCAUCAUCACGACGCUGUUCGCGGUGGAGCUGCUGGCGGGGGUGCUGUCCUUCUGGGCCUUCCUGCGCAAGUACUCGCAGUACCGCGAGAUGGCGCGCACGCUGGGGCUGGAGUACCUCCCCGCCGGCGGGCCCCGGCGGUUCUCGUACGCGGAGCUCAAGACGGCGACCAAGGACUUCACGGACGAGGUGGGGCACGGCGCGUACGGCACGGUGUUCCGCGGCGAGCUCCCCGACCGGCGGGCGGUGGCGGUGAAGCAGCUGAGCGGCGUGGGCGGCGGCGAGGCGGAGUUCUGGGCGGAGGUGACCAUCAUCGCGCGGAUGCACCACCUGAACCUGGUGCGCAUGUGGGGGUUCUGCGCGGACAAGGACAAGCGCAUGCUGGUGUACGAGUACGUGCCCAACGGGUCGCUCGACAAGUACCUCUUCUCGAGCUCCUCCUCGGCGGCGCCGUCCGGCGGCAGCGGCGGCGACCAAGGAGAGCAGAGCUCGGAGCAAGGGCAGCAGCAGAAGGUGAUGCUGGACCUGCACACCCGUUACCGGAUCGCGCUGGGGGUGGCGCGGGCGAUCGCGUACCUGCACGAGGAGUGCCUGGAGUGGGUGCUGCACUGCGACAUCAAGCCGGAGAACAUCCUGCUGGAGGACGACUUCUGCCCCAAGGUGUCCGACUUCGGGCUGUCCAAGCUGACGAGCAAGAAGGAGAAGGUGACCAUGUCGAGGAUCCGGGGCACGCGCGGCUACAUGGCGCCGGAGUGGGUGAUCCACCGGGAGCCCAUCACGGCCAAGGCCGACGUGUACAGCUUCGGCAUGGUGCUGCUGGAGAUCGUGUCCGGGCGGCGCAACUACGGGUUCCGGCAGGAGUCGGUGGGCAGCGAGGACUGGUACUUCCCCAAGUGGGCGUACGAGAAGGUGUACGUGGAGCGGCGCAUCGAGGACAUCAUGGACCCCCGCAUCCUCCUCACCGUCGACGACGACGCCGACAGCGUCGCCACCGUCGAGCGCAUGGUCAAGACGGCCAUGUGGUGCCUCCAGGACCGCGCCGACAUGCGCCCCUCCAUGGGCAAGGUCGCCAAGAUGCUCGAGGGCACCGUCGAGAUCACCGACCCAGUCAAGCCUACCAUCUUCUGCGUGCAGGACGACUAGCCUUCCCUCCUUACUUUCAUUAUAUUUAGUCACGCUACUAGUCGUAGUAUUAUACUGUUAAAACAAAGCCAAAUUGUUAGUUACGUGCAUAAUAAUAUAAUAUCCGAGAUUCAAUACA